This is a messenger RNA of Sinocyclocheilus anshuiensis, 2134 nucleotides long. It is a transcript of the gene cpeb1b, whose product is annotated as cytoplasmic polyadenylation element binding protein 1b. Gene Ontology annotation, molecular function: ribosome binding; translation factor activity, RNA binding; mRNA 3'-UTR binding. The coding region runs from base 71 to 1750 and encodes 559 amino acids. Gene Ontology annotation, biological process: negative regulation of cytoplasmic translation. Lineage: Eukaryota; Metazoa; Chordata; Actinopteri; Cypriniformes; Cyprinidae. The transcript is spliced from 12 exons. The record is from RefSeq and is a predicted model, not a curated record. Gene Ontology annotation, cellular component: neuron projection; synapse; cytoplasm.
AAAGGUUUAAGUAGACUUAGGAGAGUUAAAUAAGGUGUUGUUUUCGAUAAUUUUGGUUGAUAGUCCUAUCAUGGCGUUUUCUUUGAGUGAGAAUCCCAGACUUCUUAACUGCCUGGAUUCUGAUAUUCCAGCCCUGUCUACAUGCAGCAAUGCAGACACGUUCUCCAGGAUGAACACCAUGCUGGGAAACUCGCUGGAUCUGAGCGGGGUUUGCACAACACCCACUGCCAAAUGCAAGCGAGACCCUUUUAAUGGUCGCCCCGACUCUGACUUGUCUGCGGUCCGGAGCAGGAUGCUCUUUCCCAGCGGUGGCCAGGACUCAUCCAGGGGUCUGCCUGACAUCAAUAACUGGGGUCUGGGCCUACAGUCCCUCAGCCUGUCUGACUGGGAGAGACCGUGGAGCAGCCAUGACACGGAUCCCUCUGCACAGACCAACACAGCCUCACUGCAAGGGAUUUUGGGGACUCCCAGCCAUCUCUCCAACAAGCCCCCGAGAUACUCUGAGCCUUCCAUUGGUGCCACAGACUUCCUAGAAAAAUUUCCCAGCAUGGCACGCUUGAACUCUCAAUCUUUCCUGGACUCUCACUCCAUUAGCCCUGUGGACUCGGAGACCAGCGGCUUCAGCUCUGGUUCUGAUCACCUCUCAGACCUGCUGUCUUCUUUGAGGAUCUCGCCAUCUGUGCCCUUCCUUAUGUCUAGUAUGCAAAGGGAUCCUCUCAAGCUAGCUCUGGGUUCUCGGAUGGACCUCUGCAGCUCCCCUCUUACCCCGCCACCCAGUGCCACCCCAAGCGGUGGUCUGUCCCACCGCUGGCCUGGUGCCUCCAUCUGGCCCAACUGGGACCUAAUGAAGACCCCUGAGAGCCCCUUCAGCAUUGAAAGAGAGGCCUGGCUUCACAGACAGGCAGCCUCCAUUAAUGAAGCUACCUUCACAUGGAGUGGGCAGCUGCCCCCCAGACACUACCAAAAUCCCAUUUAUUCCUGCAAGGUGUUUUUAGGAGGAGUUCCCUGGGACAUCACUGAAGCUGGUUUGAUAAACACUUUUAAAUGCUAUGGCCCUCUCAGUGUGGAGUGGCCAGGUAAGGAUGGCAAGCACCCUCGCUGCCCUCCGAAAGGUAAUAUGCCCAAAGGUUAUGUGUACUUGGUGUUUGAAUCGGACAAGUCUGUGCGUGCCCUGCUGCAGGACUGCACUGAGGACCUGCUCCAUCCUGAGGGCUACAGCGAGUAUUACUUCAAAAUGUCCAGCAGAAGGAUGCGCUGCAAAGAAAAUAAUUCUUUACCUUGGGUGGUUUCAGACAGUAACUAUGUGAGUUGCCCCUCUCAAAGGCUGGACCCUAGGAACACUGUGUUUGUAGGAGCCCUGCAUGGCAUGCUCAACGCUGAGGCCUUGGCCAGCAUCAUGAAUGAUCUGUUCGGAGGUGUUGUGUAUGCGGGCAUCGACACAGACAAGCACAAGUACCCCAUUGGAUCUGGACGUGUAACCUUUAACAACCAGCGCAGUUAUCUGAAAGCUGUGAGUGCUGCAUUUGUUGAGAUAAAGACGCCCAAAUUUACAAAGAAGGUUCAGAUUGACCCAUACCUGGAGGAUGCCAUCUGUCAAUCAUGCAGUCGUGAGCCUGGGCCAUUCUUUUGCAGGGACAAGACCUGCUUCAAAUACUUCUGUCGCUCCUGCUGGCAUAGGCAGCACUCCAUGGACAUCCUCAGUAACCACCGCCCUCUGAUGCGCAACCAGAAGAAGCGGGACGCCAACUGAAACCACGCAUGGCAGCACGAUGCCUCAGCCUGGAUGUCCAUUGCGCCUGCUCCCCUUGGGGAACCGCUCAAGAGUUGGCCCCCCUUCAAAAGUCCCUCCCAGGAGUUGGGGCAUGGGGAAACACUGUAGAAAGUUCACUGUUGCACUUUCUUUUUAGUUUGGCUUGUUCACUUUGGCACGGUACACAGUGAGAUGGGUUAGCUGGGGCCCAUGGAUGGGAAGACCCAGAGUUUUGAACUAAGUUGAGAUUCAGGCCAUGGGUUGAAGGUGUGUUUUUGUUUUUGUUUUUUUUUAAAUAUAGGUUGCUAUUUUGUUUUGGUAAAUCAUUCUAAAGUCUCAUUGUUUAACAGAAGGAAGCCAUACAGUGCCUUUAAUUGGUUUUCC